GUUUACAUUAAAAUAACCAAAAUGUCAUACUGUACAUCGCCGCUUUUUCCCAACUAUUGACUAAACCAAUUUUUAUAGAUAGAACACAAUUCACUUUUUCUGUGUGAAGUAAUGUGUAUCGAGUUCAUAGUCCUGUUCACUCCUUGUAGCUAGCAAAAUGUUUUACUGUGAUAAUAUAUAUUACGAAUAUUUGCCUUGUUUUGUUGGUAUACCAGUUUGACGGGAAUUUGCGCUAUUUUUUUUUUUUUACUUGCGUGUUUGAACAUAUCGUUGUCCCGAACCGCUGGUGUCUGAUGCAAACUUUACUUUUCAGCUUCCUUCCGACGCAAUCGGACUUAUUCUGAAAGGUUUCCCAAACAGAGGAUAUUCGAUCUCAUCUUACAUUUUUAACGUUGCAAUUUCCUCGGAAUUUUACUUUGUUUUUAAAAGAGGAGGAUCGAAUAUUUUUUUAGUUUGAGGAUUGAGUUGGGCCCAUCCUUUCGUUGUUUGCUGGUUAAUCAAGGAUAACUAGACCCUGGGCCGAGUGUGAGCGCGACUCCUUGCCCGUUUUGCCAGUGAGAGAAUGCGAGAAAAAUGUUGCCCGUAAAAGGGAGAGAUGCCCGCGUCUGGCAGCAGACGAAGAGCCUGCUGCACAAGAACGUGCUGAUCAAGUGGCGCACCAAGCAACAGAGCCUGCAGGAGCUGAUCCUGCCGCUGCUGCUCCUGGGUUUGUUGAUUCUGAUCAGCACGCUAAACCCUCACAUCACGUAUGAGGGCAUUGGCACUACGGAGCUGAAGCACGAUGCCUACCUGCAGGAGAAGACUGUGGGGUACACGCCCAUCACCAACUACACCAUUCAGAUCAUGGAGGAGGUAGAAAGCAACCUCCGCAUGGGUAUGGAGAUGUUUGACACUGAGGCUGCUCUGGAGAAUGCCAGCCGGUAUGAUCCCUACAACUACGUGGGCGUGGUCUUUGUGGAUGAAAUGUCCUAUCAGCUGCGCUUCCCCUAUAACCAGCUGCCUAUGCCCAGUGACUACACAGACUCCAUUGCCAGCUGUUUCCCCAGCCUCACGUCAUGCAGGGCCGCUAACUACUGGUACUCGGGGUUUGUUGAUCUCCAGACUUUCAUCAACACAGCCAUCAUACGGGCUAAGACUCAGCACUCGGUACAGGAGGAGAUGAGCAGCCUCCGAGUUGUGAUGAUGGGCCAGCCCGGGUCUGUUGAGGUGCAGAAGUUUCCUCAUGCCCUCAUCUCCAUUUACCUGGUGCUGGCCUUCACGCCCUUCGUCUCCUUCCUCAUCGUCAACAUGGCCGCGGAGAAGGAGCACCGGCUGAAAGACACCAUGGCCAUGAUGGGGCUCCGAGACAGUGCUUUCUGGUUGUCUUGGGGGUUACUGUAUGCAGGUCUGGUCACCACCAUGUCCAUCCUGAUGGCUGUGAUUGCCACUUGCACCUCUCUCUUCCCCAAAAGCAGCUUCUUUGUCAUCUUUCUGCUCAUCUUCCUCUAUGGAAUCUCUUCUAUAUUCUUCUCCUUCAUGCUGACUCCUUUAUUUAAGAAACCGAAGUUUGCCAGCACUGUGGGAUCCAUGCUCACUGUGAUGUUUGGAUGUUUGUCCCUCUUCACUGUGCUGAUGAAAGACUUUCCACAGCCUCUGGUCUGGAUGCUGUGCCUAUUGUCUCCUAGUGCCUUCUCCAUUGGCAUUGCUCAGGUGGUAUAUCUGGAAGCUGUUGGUGAUGGCGCAGUGUUCUCUACCCUGACCAGCGGGCCCCACCCACUCUUUGUACCUGUGCUCAUGCUGGUCCUGGACAGCUUCAUCUAUCUGCUGUUGGCUCUAUACCUGGACCAGGUCCUGCCAGGCGAGUUUGGGCAGCGGCGGUCCUUUUUGUACUUUCUGAGGCCUUCCUAUUGGUCAAGACGCGGCAAGCGAUACGAAGAAGUGAGCUCUUUGUACGAGAGCGAGGUUAACGGUGGCCCUACUUCUCUGGAGUCGGUGGAGCCUGUCUCUCCAGAGUUCAGGGGGAAAGAGGCCAUCAGAAUAAACAAUAUCCGGAAGGUUUACAAGGAAAAGGACAGCAACGUGGAGGCACUGAGAGGUCUGACUUUUGACAUCUAUGAGGGCCAAAUCACGGCUCUCCUGGGGCACAGUGGAGCAGGGAAAUCCACGCUGAUGAAUAUUCUUUGUGGGAUCUGUCCUCCCACUGAAGGAUCGGCCACGAUCUAUGGCUCGCCGGUGUCGGAGAUCACGCAGGAGCUGGAGAUGCGGCAGCUGGUGGGCAUCUGCCCACAGUUCAACAUCAUGUUCGAUGUGCUGACCGUGGAGGAGCACCUGCACAUCUUCGCUGCCAUCAAGGGCAUCCCGCCAGCUCAGAUCGACCAGGAGGUGGCCAAGGUGCUGAAGGACCUGGACCUGGAGAAGAUCAUGGACGCCCAGGCUAAGAACCUAAGUGGUGGUCAGAAGAGGAAGAUGUGUGUGGGCAUCGCUGUCUUGGGGGACCCAAAGAUUCUGCUGCUGGACGAGCCCACAGCUGGAAUGGACCCCUGCUCUCGGCACCAGGUCUGGUCUCUGUUGAAGAGCCGGCAGGCAGGGCGGGUCACUGUGCUAAGCACACACUACAUGGAUGAGGCCGACAUCUUAGCAGACCGCAAAGCUGUGAUUUCGCACGGGCAUCUGAAGUGUGUGGGGUCCUCUCUGUACCUCAAAACCAAAUGUGGGGUCGGCUAUCACCUCAGGAUGUCAGUGAACGAGUCAUGUGAAGCCGAUCAAGUCACCCUAUUGGUCAAGCAACAUGUUCCCAAAGCACAGUUGUCACGGCAACAGGAGGCAGAGCUGACCUACACCCUCCCCUUUGAGAACAUGAACACAUUCUCAGGCCUGUUCUCCGAGCUGGACAGCCACCCCACUUUGGGAAUAAUUAACUACGGGGUUUCCAUGACGACCCUGGAGGAUGUUUUCCUGAAACUGGAGGCUGAGGCAGAGGUGGAUCAAGCAGAUUACAGCGUGUUUAGCCAGGAGCAGGUGGAGGAGGAAGGGGACGCGUCCUCCCUGGACGACGCAGACCAGAGGCUCCUCACCUUCUCCGACGGCCGGCCCGAGGAGCUGUCCGGCCACACGCUGUGGAAGCAGCAGUUCUGCACCAUCGUCCGGCUGCACGUCCUCAAUCUGCAGAGGGAGAAAAAACCCAUCAUUUACAUCCUUGCUCUUUUUGGGAUCUUUCUGGCCUCAGUGCUGACCCUGUCCCUGAUCACUGGGAAUAUCCAGAUCAACGCUGUGCCUCGCCUGCUCUCUCCAGAUGUCUAUCUGCUGCGGCCGAACCAAGCCCCCCGGAAGUACACCACCAGCCUGCUGGUCCAGAACACCACUGACUCCGAUAUAGGAGGUUUUGUCCACAACUUAGAAGCUCAGGACAUUAAAGUGGAGUUGAUGAAAGACGGGAACUUAACAGCUGCUGCUCCGCACAGUGCUGGAAUCAAUGUAACUGGCUCCCGCAAGGGCUAUGAGUACACUGCAGUGUUUAACAGCACAAAUGUUCACUCCUUGCCCAUCGUGGUCAACAUCCUGAGCAAUGCUCUUCUGCGGGCUUUUGAUAACACCAGUAAAAUUUGUACCUGGACAAAACCCUUUGACUUUAAAAUGCCAGAGACGCUAUCUUAUGCUCUUAUUUACAUUGAGGCUGUUUUGCUGGGAAUGCUGGGAGCAGGAAUGCCAGCUUACUUUGCUAUGGAUAACACAAGGGAUCGUGAGAUUAAGUGCCGCUCCAAGCUGCGUGUCUCUGGCCUGUUGCCUUCUGCAUACUGGUGUGGCCAGGCGGUCAUUGAUAUUCCCUUUUACUACCUCAUCCUUACCAGCAUGACCAGCACACUGUUCGCCUUCCACUCCACAGACCUGCUGCAGUCCAAAGCUGUCGCCCCAGUGGUUUUAUGUCUAAUUGGCUAUGGUCCAUCCAUGAUCCUCUUCACCUACAUGGUUUCUUUCCUGUUCACUCGAGUUCAGAGCAAUCGGGAUUUCUUUUCUGUUGUGUCAAUGAUGGUGUGUGUGGUGUCUGCCUCCCUAGUGCAGCUGGCCUAUGUGAAUGAGAACCAGACCUUGGCCACAGUGCUGCAUAACACGUUCUGCAUCUUUAACCCCCUCUACCCCUUGAUGGGCUGUCUCAACUGCAUUACCAAGGAAACCUUCCUGGAAGUAACCACCAAUGAAGACGUAUCUGCUCUGAAGAAGAACCUUCUCAUAGCUGUUGUGGUGCCCUACCUGCAUGUCAUCCUCCUGCUGCUCCUGCUGCGCUGGCUGGAGAUCCACUGCGGGGGCAGCACCAUGAAGAAUGACCCACUCUGCAGGAUCAGCGCAGCAAAGGUUAAAGUGCACACAAACCCAGAGGUGCUGGAGAAUGAAGACGAGGAUGUCCAGGCUGAGAGAGCGAGAGUCAAAGAGGCCCUAACGUGUCAGAGCUGUGACGAGCCGGUGAUGGUGGUGAGCGACCUGAGAAAAGAAUACAAAGGCCGGAGGGAAGGCUUUUAUUUCAACUCCAAGAAGAAGAAAGUGGCAAACAAAAACAUCUCUUUCUGUGUUCGCAAAGGGGAGGUCCUGGGCCUGCUGGGGCCUAAUGGGGCAGGGAAAAGCACCACCAUGUACAUGCUGGCUGGAGACACUGACCCAACAGCAGGACAGGUGGAAAGCUCCCUGGAGCGCAUUGGGUACUGCCCUCAGGUCAGUCCUCUCUGGCCCAAGAUUACUCUGCAGGAGCACCUGGAGAUCUACGCUGCCAUCAAGGGCCUUCACUGCCACGAGAUCCCGGGCAUCAUCAAACGUGUUGUGAAUGCACUAGAGCUGAAGGAACAUCUUCACAAGCAGGCCAAGAAUCUCUCCGCCGGAAUAAAACGGAAGCUGUGCUUUGCCCUGUGUAUGCUUGGAAACCCCCAGAUUGUGCUUCUGGAUGAACCCUCUAUAGGCAUGGACCCCAAAUCCAAACAGCGGAUGUGGAGAGCUAUCCGCACAGCUUUCAAGAACCGCCAGCGGGGGGCGAUACUGACCACUCACUAUAUGGAAGAAGCUGAGGCAGUGUGUGACCGGGUGGCUAUCAUGGUGUCAGGACAGCUGCGGUGUAUUGGGUCAAUCCAGCACCUGAAGGGGAAGUAUGGCCGGGGGUACAGUCUGGAGGUGAAGCUCCGAGAAGAGAUGACUGGCCUGCAGCAGGUGGCUCUACUGCACAAGGCGAUCCUGAGGAUCUUCCCUCAUGCUGCGCGCCAGGAGAGCUUUGCCACUCUGAUGGUUUACAAGAUCCCCAUGGAAGAUGUAAAAUCACUUGCAAAAUCUUUUUUACAGUUAGAGACAGCAAAGCAGACUUUCAAAUUUGAGGAGUACAACUUUUCUCAAUCUACCCUUGAGCAGGUCUUCAUGGAACUUGCAAAAGAACAGGAGAAUGAGGAGCAGGAAGUGGGUUCCUUAAGCACACAUUUCCAAUGGCAGAGACUUCAGCAGGACACGCCCAUAUCUGCAAACCAUGCAGAGAGCGUUGUGCAUCAGCUGUGACCCCUCAGCUGCAGUACUGAGCUUCUUCUGUCCCUUACGCUGGAUCCUGGCUCUGCUGUACUUCAGCCUGUGAUGACUUCUUACAGAUCUUAGAUCUCCAGUGCUUUGGAAUUUUUCAGUCACUUGCAUCGCCUGGUGCUUUUAAUCUGUACUGAAUAGCCAAGAUUAUCUCAGAUCCUGUUUCACCUGGUUCUCUUAUGUUAUUGAAGAGAUUUUUUUUUGAAUGAUGCAGGCAACUAGUGUUCCUAUUUUUUUACCCUGAUCUGGAAUCAUUAAUGGAACCCACCCAACUUUAUUAGAGUUUGGUCAUCUGUUGUUCAUUAGGUUUCUCGCAAAUGAAAACUCACUGGAGCUCUGCAUAACAACUACAAUGGCACUUGUAACACAAAAUGACUUUCAAAAGAAGAUCUUUUAAUCUUAGAUUAUUAAAUGUCCUAUGGUAAACAGAUCAUAUAUAUUCAGUUCCCAUGCUAAAAAAUCACUUGAACAUGCCUCUUACAAAAAGGCUUCUCACUCUCAGAAAAGGUGCUUAUCUUGGUCUGUCAGUCAUUCCCUAAGGAACUGGUUCUACAGUUAUGAAGAUUAAACAAGAAAGAAGUUCCCAAGCAAACAUGAGAAGAAAAAUACACAAGUAAAAGCAACACAAGUGUCAUCCUGUUUUGCUUCUGGGACAAGCAGAUUGAGUUUUAAUUGGAUUGUCGUGCAGCAGUAUAUAACAGCAAGUGACGCAUGCAAGUAGCAAACUGGUAAUCUUGGACAGGACCUUUUCUGCUUCAUUCAUGCCUUGUAGUAUGAGGGCAAGGCUACUACAGAAAUUAACAAGCAUGCUUAAGAAGGCUCUUAUUGUUAUUCCAAGCAAUUCUUCACUCACCAGAAUAGGAGGACAGGCAUUCUCUUGAAAAAGCAUGCAUUUAAGGGGCCACAGCCUGUACUGCUGUAGUGUUUCAGGUCUUUGUAAGAGAUCAAGAAACAAAAACGCCACUGUUAUGAAAUAACAGUAAGAAAUGGCAAGGACACUUGAUACCCGCAACUUUUUAAUCAGCAGUUGAAACACUACGGAAAUACAGUAUCUGAGAAAUUAAUCUGAUUUGGAAAUUCAAGAGCAUCUUAAAAACAAAGCUGUUUUUAACAGCUGGGUUUUGAGUGAAUGUUUUGUCCGCAAACACUGGCUUUCUUUCAGGUCUGUUGCUUGUGGCUCUUGAUACUGUGCGCUGAACUCUGAGUCAUGGAACAUUGUUGUGAAAUUCUUGUGAUUUUACCCUUCUGUACCCUAGAUGUAUAUGCUGCAAAGGGUAUAGCCGCUGUAUUAAUAUAUAAAUGUAUACGUUUGUACAUGUGUAUAUGAAAGUGAUGUAUAUUGCAGAAAGAGGCGACCCAUCAUAGCAGUGGAAAGUAGACAGGAGCAUUAGGAAGUACAAGCACUGAUCGGUCUUGUUAAAGUGCUCUUUCUUAUGUGUGUGUGCUGCAGUUUUAUUUUGAGUGUGUUCCAAUUAAGAUGAUUGAAUGGUGAUUGAAUGGAACAGUCACCCUUAGAUCAGACCUCCAGCAAAUAUAUUGUGUUACUUAUAACAUGCAUGCAAAUCAUAUCACCUCCCACAGUGUGAUGAUGCUAAAGCACGUAAUCUUUGAUGCCAGAGUACCAUCAUGUUUCUUCAUAGCUGCAAUUAAAUGAACACACAUUAAUUAUACUGUAUUUGUUGGUCCUUAAAUCAAUAUUCAGAUCACUUGUUGGAUGUCAUUACAAAAGUCCCAUACCCGCUAGAGUUUUAAUUGCUGAAAUUUAAAUGUUUUUCCACAAUUUACUUGAGACAAACUGCAUUUGCAAUGCCUGUGAGUGAUAAAAAAGAACAUGAAGAUGGGUCUUACAUGUACCUUUAGAUUUUACUUAUUUUUCCCAUCCAGUGUUAGGUUUUGAAAUAUUGAUGUAUUGAUAAUUAGGGUUGGUAUCUGGCUGGGAAAAGUCCUUAUUUUAGUGGGUGGAUCAGAUUGUGCUUGUACUGUACAUUGGUGGUGGUUGUAUCAAAAGUUGUGAAAUAGGUUGUUUAUUGAAAAGCCAUCCUGACAUGCCCUGUGAAAUCAGACAAGAAUUAAUUCUCUUGCUUCUGUCAUGGGAAUUCUUUUUAUUCCUGAGGUCUCUUCUCGCAAGCUUUUGCUAGUCCUGUGCAUUCUAAUGGAAACCGGUCAUACUAUAUGUCUAAGACAUACUGUUGAUACACUAUUUUUACAUUUUUUCAUGCCAUUUAUUUAAAUUUUGUAGAUUAUCAAAGUCUUGUAUUUCUUAAGGUUAAAAUCUAAUUGCACUGAUCACACUUGACCAAUGAAAAUAAAAUGUCCAUUUAUAUAAAACAUGUAGCAUAAGACAUAAGAGCUGCAUAACAUUUAUUGGCAUUGGAUUCUUGGUUGGCACUAAAUAGAACUAAGAAUAUUGCUUUGGUAAAGACUUUCAAUUUCUUUUUGCCUGUGAUUUAUUUUGUAGUAUUUUUUCUAUUGAGUGACUAUAUUACAAUUUAUUAUCCAUCAAGAUCACCCUGCAUUUUUUGGACCAAUGAGCUAAAAUCUCUAAACUUUCAUCCAGCUAUAGGAUGUUGACUUUGGAUUUUAAUAUAAAUAGGUGCAAGAAGAUUUAUAUGAUUAAAAAAACUCCAGCAUUUUAUACAUUUGCUGUUUUUCCCCACAAUACCAAUCUCUUCAUAUAAUCUUACUUUUAAUAGAGUUUUUAGAUUUAGAAUUUUAAGGCAAAUAAACACAGAUACUUUUUCUACUUUCUCUUCAUAACAGAUGCAUCAUGGGAUUUCUACAUCACAGUUCAUACAGUAACUCAUCUCUUAUUCAAUAUAUUUCUCUGGUUACUUUGAAAGUGCUGACAUGUUCAUUUCUGAAAGUUUUUUUUUCUCAGUUGAACUGAACUGCCUCCACUGGAUGCAUAUUUAAUUAAGAGUUUUAAAAACUCUUCAUUAAACUCCAUUUGAUUUUAUUUGAGCAACUACUGUAAAAUGUGUAGAUAGCCGAGAGUUUCUCUCACAUAUUAUCUUCCCAUUCUGUCAAGCCUGCCUGUAUUUGAAAGCCUUUAUUCUGUUUCUUUUAAUCCCAAAAAUAGACUAGGCUGCAUAUGAAAACCUGAAAUGACCUCCUUUUGACUGCCAUACAGUUUUUCAUCAACAAGAACCAGAUUUCCCAAAAGCAAAGAUGAAAAGCCUUCAUAUUUAUAACACUUUCAGUGUUAGAGGGAUGUGUCAUCUGCUGGACUUUGGGUGUCAGUGUUGGAAUCUUGGGUACUCUGAAUUUUAAGAUUUUAGCUUUCUACCCUCCCGAAGUCUCUCUUUGGAGCCGAGCUUAUUACGUUCAUUGCAGAAAAGGUGUUGAAUGCAGAUUGUGUUCGGUCUGAAACCUGCAAACUGGUUGCUUUAUGAUAUCGAAGAUCAAAGAUCUUACUGUACAUGAUAUAUGUGAGUAUUUUCGUCUCAUAUAUUUUAAUGAGGGAGGAUUUCUGUGAAUUGUACAUUUAAUUAGAUUUAUUUUGUAAAUGCAACUUAUUUGUGUUCACAACCUGAAUUGUUUUGUUCAUAGCACCACCAUCUAAGCAAGCUAAAUGUUGCAUUUUAUUCCCAGAUUGUAUUAAUGUUAUUUGUGUUUAUUUAUGUUUUAUUUGUAUUGCCUUGCUAACUUUCCUUUAGUUUAAAUCUGUUAGAUCUCAAUGCUAGGUCUUUGUCUCAUACAUCCAUCACAAAACUUAAUAUUUCUGUGCCUCAAAUUAGCGAAGUUACUUAAUUGCACACCACUGAUAAAUAAAUGCCCCUUAAACCUUGUUGAGUUAAUUUGCUUUGCACACAACACAGUUUUGGAUUGUGAAAUGAUUACUCAAUUAUUUUCUUUUGUAGUUUUGCAGUGCACAACUAAUACCUGAGAACAAAAAAGCAUAUUCCAAGAGCAUUUAAAGGCUUUCACAAAAUUUGCAUCUACAAAAGCAACAUACUUUUUUUUGCUGUUAUGCUUUUAUCUAUCUUUAAUUGUUAUCAUUUUAAGACAUUAAACAUUUUUUAAAUCUUUGUGCUGUUUGAAAGUUCUAUAUUGCACUGCCUUGUUUGCUGCAUCAUAGCCUACAGUAUAUGACACGGUUCUUAUUUUCCGUUAUUAUUAUCGUUGCUGUUGUUUUAACUGCACACAAGCUCUUGUUUUCACGGUUUCUCUGGGUGACCUUUAAAUGGGUGUGUACUGUAUGUUCUGUUCUCUUCAGAAACUAGUCAAUGCUCUCAAUGCUGGAAAAACAAUACAUGGUAUACCUUUAAUAAAGACUACUGGAAUCA
Molecule: messenger RNA, 9809 nt
Organism: Lepisosteus oculatus (spotted gar)
Lineage: Eukaryota; Metazoa; Chordata; Actinopteri; Semionotiformes; Lepisosteidae
Gene: abca5
Product: ATP-binding cassette, sub-family A (ABC1), member 5
Biological process (GO): lipid transport; transmembrane transport
Cellular component (GO): intracellular membrane-bounded organelle; membrane
Molecular function (GO): lipid carrier activity; ATP hydrolysis activity; ABC-type transporter activity
Source: RefSeq, a predicted model, not a curated record